Messenger RNA from Brassica napus (rape), 813 nucleotides. RefSeq lists its product as uncharacterized. Lineage: Eukaryota; Viridiplantae; Streptophyta; Magnoliopsida; Brassicales; Brassicaceae. The coding region runs from base 1 to 741 and encodes 246 amino acids. Gene Ontology annotation, molecular function: nucleic acid binding; 3'-5' exonuclease activity. The record is from RefSeq and is a predicted model, not a curated record. Gene Ontology annotation, cellular component: nucleus; cytoplasm. The transcript has a single exon.
AUGCCUCGUGAAUCUGAAAAGUCGAGACAGCUUUGUUUAUCUUGCAUGCAUUUAACUUUUAAGUCUCUUCGUUUUCCUCUCCACGGUUGCGGCUUUUGCGAUUCCCUUAUACGUCUAUAUAAAGACUUAACGUAUCUACAAUGCUUGCAUCCACUUGUUUUUCCUAUCCUUCUAGAGAUGUCUUCGUCCAUUGUUGAUCUUGGAGUGGCUAGAAUUGAAACGACUGUUACUAUAGGAACCAGCGAAAUCAACCGUCUUGUCAAGACAUUCUUGUCUAACAACAACUGUAACAGUAAGAAAAUUAUUGGUCUCGGCACAGAACAAGCGCAAAAGUCUAGUAACAAAAAAAAAACAGUAUUGCUCCAGCUUUGCGAUGGCCGCUAUUGCCUAAUAGUUCAGCUUUCCUCUCAUGGUCUUGCUCUUCCUCGCUCGCUCUUCAAUUUUCUCAACCUCCCUGAUUACACUUUUGUGGUGAUCGGCAUUAAAAAGCCUCUUAAGAUGCUGGAGAGUGAGUUUGGUUUGACCUGCAAGAAUGCUGUUGAGAUCGGACCCCCCACGCGGAACCUGAUGACCUUGGAGAUGACUCAUUUGAAGCAUAUGAUGGGUAAUAUUGUUCGGAACGAACUAACAAGCACCAUCUUCGACGACUGGGGCGCAAAUCUCAACGAGAACCAGAUUAAGCUCGCAGUUUCAAAUGCUUAUUUGGCUUUUGGCAUGGGGAACAAUCUAUUGCAUUACUGAACCUAAACAGCUGUUUGUUUGUUUUUUUUCUGUUUCUUUCUUUCGUUAUGUUCUUCAGUUCUUUUGCAUUCA